UAAUAAGGCUCUUUAUAGGACACUCAACUAUAAAUGAAUAUUUCUACAGAGCUCAGGAGAAUGGGAUGUGUAUGAGAUGCUAUGGAAACUGGAAGUGGUUGAAUGUGCUAGUUAUAGGGAAGUGAGAUUAGAGGUAGGGGGGAGAAUUGAGGGCUUCGAAUAUUCUGAAUGUAUUUUUUAGGGAGGGUAUAGGGGGUGGUAGUAGAAUAGAUAGGGGGCAGGUAUGUAGGAAAACAAGGAGAUUUGACCUUAAAAAAAUCCACCAGGAAUAAGUGUUGGGCUCACGAUAACUAUAAUCAGAACAAACAGUAGGUGGCGAUAAUAAGCUUCGGCGGAAGCUGGGUGGCCUUUAACCGAAAAGAAGAGUCGCGCAUUAAACACGGAAAUCAGAGGCAGACAGCCAUGGAUGACAGAGCGCUGGAUCUCACGGAGCAGCAGAAGAAAACCAAGGCAAAGUACCCGGCUAUAAACAAGAAAUACGAGUACCUUGACCACACAGCCGAUGUCCAGCUGCAUUCGUGGGGAGACACAUUAGAGGAAGCGUUUGAACAGUGCGCCAUGGCGAUGUUCGGCUACAUGACAGACACCGAAACCGUGGAGCCCAUCGACACGGUUGAAGUGGAAUCGGAAGGUGAUGACAUGAUUUCCCUCCUCUACCACUUUCUGGAUGACUGGUUGUAUAAAUUCAGUGCUGACCUGUUCUUUGUUCCCAGGGAGGUGAAAGUGCUGCACAUAGACAGGAUGCGCUUCAGAAUCCGGUCCAUAGGGUGGGGUGAGGAGUUUAAUUUAACCAAACACCCACAGGGAACUGAAGUAAAAGCCAUCACUUACUCAGCGAUGCAGAUUCACGAAGAGAACAAGCCCCAGGUUUUUGUCAUUAUUGACAUCUGAAGACGGCAUGGACUAUACAGCUGGUUUACGGGAAGAUGUGGCUCAGUGGACUAAAGGGCUGCUUGAUCUUCACAGUGGUUCUUUCAGACCCCGGGCACUGUGUUAGUGGGAGCGAUAUCUUGAAAGGCUGCUGUAAUUAUUGACAGAGUGACUCUCCUUAAUUAAAGCGCUGAGAGCUAACAAAAUCAUAUAUCUAAACUUGUAUUGCCAUUGUCGUAUUCACUUCUCGUUUUCUUUAUCAAAGACACCCACGGGAAAGUAAACUUGUAUUUGAUUGAAAGCGUGGACAUUGAAAUCACGCGAGUCAUUGGAAAAGCAACAAUUGGCAAUUCGGUAGUUAUUUUUCUAAUGCAGCAUUAAAAUGCAUGUAUACCAAGCGUGUCUUUCAUACAGAAAAAUGUGAGACUGACAAAGUGAUGGCAAUGCAAAUUAGCUCAGAUUUACAUGUAUUAUUUUGUUUGCUUGAUGUACUGGGAAUGAUGUGUGUGUGUGUGUUGUAUUUUUUCUGGUGUGCAAUUUUUAUCUUUUUAUAAAUUGUAUUUAGCCAAGAUUAUACAGUAAAGCAUACAGUAUAAAGCUUGCAUUAUUUAAUUAUUUAAUUCUUAUUUAAUUAUCCUUUUCAGAUAUCGGCUUGCCUCGCAGGUAAAAAUUCUCAAUGGCAGCUGUUUCAAAGUGCUGAUGGGUGUGCAGGAAUCGCAUUCUGAAACGGCUGUUAGUUCUGUAGAAACAUAUGUAUCUGUCACAAACACUAACUGAUGGUACAUUUUUUAUUGCAAUUCUGCAGAAAGAAAGCUUAGACAGGUCAAGUAGAUGUGAGUGCAGCUUGUUUAAAAGAUGGCUGUGACCUUUGUUUUUUUAACAUGCCGUUUCUGUGUUUUUCAGUUUUUAGUUUCAGAACAGAGCAAAAAAUCUGUUUCAAAGAUUCACGCACUCCUCCCCAGAAUAAAAGCUCUUAAGAAUGCUA
Molecule: messenger RNA, 1855 nt
Organism: Polyodon spathula (Mississippi paddlefish)
Lineage: Eukaryota; Metazoa; Chordata; Actinopteri; Acipenseriformes; Polyodontidae
Gene: tslig1
Product: zinc finger and BTB domain containing 8 opposite strand
Exons: 7
Coding region: 403-891 (162 amino acids)
Biological process (GO): tRNA splicing, via endonucleolytic cleavage and ligation
Cellular component (GO): tRNA-splicing ligase complex
Source: RefSeq, a predicted model, not a curated record